Messenger RNA from Porites lobata, 5692 nucleotides. The record is from the annotation of a GenBank genome assembly. NCBI's taxonomy places the organism in Eukaryota, Metazoa, Cnidaria, Anthozoa, Scleractinia, Poritidae.
AUUGGAACCGAUGGAUGGGUUAGCUUGACAGCUGCUGGGGAGAAUACCAGUGUUCGAUUCUUGCCAUUCGAAGCUGACGUUGAUACUGAAGGUGCUGGGUACGUGUCCUGGCGUGAAACAAGAGAUGAUUCAGUCACCUCAGUGAUCUCAAGCGUUACUAACAGUGUAUUUCCAGACCUUGCGCCAGUGAAUAUCACAUCAGCUGUCUUAGUCUUUUGGAUUGGCGUUGGCUACUAUAAAAAGAAUUCAGACAAGGUAAAGUUAACCUUUGAAUCGGAGAAAGUAGAAUUCGCUGAGUAAAAGUUUGCACCGCUCGUAGUAACCAUUGCCAUUUAUUGACUGAAGAUAUAGUCGACAAAAAUUAAGUAAAGAUUUACUGCUCGACGUACGCGUUUCGUGGAGUACAACCUGCCAGUAGCUCUCCUUUCUCUGGAUCAGGAGAAGGCUUUCGACCGUGUUGACUGGCCUUUCCUUUUCGCCGCCCUAGCUAAAAUGGGCUUUGGUGGCAACUUUAUCCAGUGGGUCAGGCUUCUUUACACUGACGUUCGCAGCUCCGUCCUUGUCAAUGGCUACACCUCUCGCCCUUUCAAGCCUUCCCGUGGGGUGCUUCAAGGCUGUCCUUGUCCCCCCUUCUAAAUGUUCUCUCCAUGAAAGUGCUGGCUGCUAACGUCCGCUGUCAUCCUGAUAUUACUGGUCUGCGCCUACCUGGUCUUUCUUCUCCCUUCCCUGUACUGUCCUUGUAUGCUGAUGACACGUCCGCCGUUUCGUACUCUGAUCGCGCCACUAGAGCGAUCUUCUCGGUUUAUGGCCGUUUCGAAAAAGGCACUGGUGCCAAGCUUAAUCUUGGUAAAUGUGAGGGUGUUUGGUUGGGUUCGUGGCGUGGCCGUUUAGAUGCACCUGUUCCCAUCAAAUGGACCAGUGCCUUUUUAAAGGUUGUGGGUGUUUAUCUUGGGAAUGACAACCUGGAGGAGGAAAACUGGCGGCCUCGAAUUAACGCCUUCGAGAAAUGUCUAAAUUCUUGGCGUGUCCGAUCUCUAUAAUACUCUGGCAAAGCCCUAACUGUCAAUGCUCUGGCUCUCUCUAGAGUGUGGUACAUAGCGUCCCUUAUUUCUAUGCCUGAUUGGGUUGCAUCCGAGCUCAAUACUCUUAUCUUUUCUUUCUUCUGGAGCGGCAAACGUGACUUGGUUGCCAGAGAUUUAGUUCAGUGUCCUUCCGUUACAAGGUUUCAUGCGCUUUUGGCUCAGUGGGUCCGUCGUUAUGCUACUGCCCCGAAUGUGUGGGCUCACAUGAUGACCUUUUGGUUUUUAGACCGUUUUGGGGUUGACCCCCAAGCUGUGCUUGCUACCCCAUCUCUUUUCCUCUUGGUAGCUUCGGGCCUUCCAGCUUUUUAUCGCGUGCUUUUGCGUGCUUGGACUGUGCUUCAAGGCUCCUCGUCUCAGGCUGGCCUGAUUGUUGGUUCUGCUGACACCGCGUUACUAAGGGCCGACUCCUUGACCUGCAAAUCCUGCUAUCAGCUUCUCUUGUCUUUGAAUGCUGCGCAACCCCACUGUGUGAUAAUGUUUAGUUCAAAAUUAUGGUCACUUAGACUGGGAUUCUACCUGGAGGACCUUGUUUUUCAUGCCUCUCGACAGGAAACCCAUUGAUCUUUGUUGGAAAGUUGUCCACGGCGUUUUGUACACUGCUCACCGUCUUGUUUCUUUCGGAUUGAAUGUCCCUCCGGAUUGUCUCUGUGGUCACUGUGAUGAGACUCUGGAGCCUUUGUUCUUCCACUGUCCCCUGGUCCAAAGAGGUCUGAUUGGAUUCAGUCACUACUCUUUCUGUCCUCUUCUCUUGCACCAGCUAUUACCGUGCGUCAUGUUCUCUUCGGUUUCGGCUAUGCCAUGAAGAUGAGCUCCAACUAGGGCGAAACAGCUGUCCAUGGCUGCCACUGCCAGCCUGAUAUGGCUGUGCGCAUGCGUGAGGUAAUGGCCAGGCCGUGGUUUUCGUGGGUUGGUGUAUGUGUGCCCCUUGCUUUAAUUUACUUGGUAACGCUUGAUCCACCUUUCCCGCGCAUGUCGUGGUAGAACUGCUGUGCGGCUCCCAGCCAACAGCUCCCGCAUGUGUUGUGUGGAGCUGGCGCUUGAUAGACUGCUUUGCACUCACCUCAGCAGUAUGGGGUUUUUGAGACGCGGGUUUUCCCAACGGCGGUGCCACGCUGGUGGGCUUCAAUGAGGGCGAAACAGCUGUCUGUGGCUGCCACUGCCCGCGUGAUAUGGCUGUGUGCAUGCGUGAGGUACUGACCCGGCCGUGGGUUGGUGUAUGUGUGCCCCUUGCCUUAAAUUUGCACUAUUUUCAGUGCAAUCGAAUUAAGUUCAAUCUAUUUUUCAUCACUUACCGUAUUUCAUGACAUUUCUAAACAAAUUCAACAGUGCGCGCGUACAAGUAAAAUCUUUGCUCGUUGGCACUUAGCGAUAGCUAUAACUAGUUUACUGUUGAUAAUAGUGCCAUGAUGACACCGAAACGUCGAGCAAUAAAUAUUUUCUUAAUUUUUGCAUGUCUUCACUUUAGAAAGUCUCUUUUGAUCACAAGAUAUAACUGUUAAUUAAAAAGAAAAAAUUCUUUUAUGUGUAAAACACCAUGAUUAAUUAAAAUUACAAUUUCCAUUGCGUGUUUCAUUUCAUUUCAGACCAAUACAUUUGAGUUAGCGCUGGCUACUGACGGUAAUAGAACCUUUGCAAUCUACGUAUAUGCCAAUGACAUGAUGCAGUGGACUACUGGAGACAGGCAUGGAGGUGGUGGCAAUGCUCGUGUUGGACUCAUCAAGGAUGAUGGUUCAACCUUCUUUAUGAAAGGUUCAAGUUCGCCCGAUGUUCUAAGAGUUCAUGAAGCAAGCAAUACUGGAUUACGUGGGCUUUGGUAUUUCCGAGUAGAUACUGAUAUGGUCGUUACUCCAGGUGAGUUAAUAUAGAUUUGGGUAAACCUAAAAGCAGAGCUCCCAUACGCAAACAAACAAGAUCAUUAAAACUCAGUUGUCGCAAUUCGCCCCACGUGAAAGAACUGGAAGACAGAGUCACAAACUACCAGUAUAAGUAAGAAUUGGUUCAUGUUUAGCGUGCGUACAUCGAUUUAUGGAGGCACGUGGGAAGAUUGGAGAGCGAGAGAGUAACGUAAGGCUUGCUAGAGGUGUCAUUAGCCGAGUGCAUUGAAAGCUUCUCUGGAGCUUUUCAAACUUCCUAAAAAAGGUUUUUAUUGGUUGGUUGCGAACAUGUCGAAAUCGUCCAGACCAGGAGAUAGGAUCCUGUCCAGUUUGAACGUCAGUCUCAACUUGUCAAUGAAAAUUUGCUUCUUUGUUGGUAAUCAAUCAGUCUGUCUUUUAUUUUCAGGAGACUAAUUGUCCAAAGCAAGCGACGAAAAACCCGAGUUUAAUGAACAAAACGGAACAGGUCUUCUCAUAUACGCACGGCCGUGCAAAUAUAGAGUUUUUAAUCCAUGGUGGCUCCAUAGGAAUUAGAUAGGGCUAGGACGCGAGCUUUGUAAUAAAAUUAAUCAUUUCAUUGUUAUUUUGAAAACGGUAAAAGGUAAACUUUCGUUUUCAGCCGGGCAUCCUUAAUCGGUAAAUCAAUAGGACCUAAAAGAAUCUCAAGCUAAACCACGAUUGUCUACAAUGGACACGCUGCAAACGAAAAAGAAACUAUGCAAACAAAGAAGAAGACACGCAAAUAAAAAAGAAACCAUGCAAAUAAAGAAUAAAACACGCAAAUGAAAAAGAAACCAUGCAAACAAAAAAGAAAACACGCAAUAAAUUAUAAACCAUGUAAGCCUUACGUAUAAUGUCGCGAGAGAUACUUGCUAUCGGCACAUAUGUUGUCACAAGUAAAAUGAUACUUUAACCAUAUAUUAGAUGCCUAGUUACGAUUGCGAGAAGUUGCUGUAGUUGUAGCUGUAGUAUUGGUGAUGGUAGCACUGAUGAUGUUAUCACACACUAUUUUCAUCGUGGUUAUCCUUAUGAUGCAAUCGUUGGUCUGUUAAAGAAAAGAGAAAGUCUGCAAAUAUGUGUACGGACACUUUUAAAAGAGGCGUUUUAAAUCUCUAAGGUUGAGGAGGAAAGGUAAUGGUAAGCUAAUAGAUGAUUUUAAACCACGAGAAGCCAUCCGUAAAGAAAUCAAUGGCCCUGGAAGGUUAUCAGGCUAUCGUAGUAUUUGGCACGCUUCGGACUGAGACAUCACAUGCACGCACCUCGCGACCUGGUGGCAGCAACUAUCAUAUCAGAAAUCAAUCCUGCUGGUGUAGAAGAAAGGAAGUCGUUAAAGAUCAGUCUGGUCAUUAGUCUGGUCGAAUUGUUUUAAAUUUAAAUACCUAAAUGAAAGAUUUCCCUACACUUUUGUGCACUUCAAAUCAUGGAAUCCCUACCCUUUUAGCCAAAGCCCGAAAAAGGUGCACAUAAGAAGAGCAGUCAGGUGUGUAUCACCUACGACCUUGUUACCAUUCAUCAAUUCCUCAGCUACAAUAGGUCACUCAGCACAAAACUGUAAAAUGGCCUUCUGAUCAUUUCCUACUUCAACAAAAAGAGGUACUUACUAUCCAUGUGCCACGAGGCGUUGGCGCCUUUAUAUAUAAACGUUCGUCUCUUUAACCGUCGUGAUUUCCUUUCUUCUACACCAGCAGGAUCAAAAGCGUGCCAAAUACUACGAUAGCCUGAUAAGCUUCCAGGGGUAUCCAUUUCUUCACGGAUGGCUCCUCUUGUAGUUUAGAAUCAUUUAUUAGCUUACCAUUAACUUGCCUCCUCAGCCUUAGAGAUUUAAGACGCCCUCUUUUAAAAGUGUCCGUACACACAUUUGCAGACCUUCUCUUUUCUUUAACAGGCUAACGAUGGCAUCAUAAGGAUAACCACGAUGAAAAUAGUGUGUUGUUACAUCAUCAACGCUACAUCAUCAAUACUACAGCUGCAACUACAGCAACUUCUCGCAAUGGUAACUAGGCAUCUAAUAUAUGGUUAAAGUGUCAUGGUACUUGUGACAACAUGAUAUGUGGCGAUGGCAAGUAUCUCUCGGGACAUUAUACGUUAGGCUUACAUGAAGUACCGACCCUUUUUUUAUUUGCACGGCCCUCUUUUUUAUUUACGUGUUUUCUUUUAUUGAUGUCCUUCUUUUUAUUGCGUGUUUUUUUGUUUGUUUGCAUGGUUUCUACUUUGUUUGCGCGUUUUCUUGGAUAUUUGCAUGGUUUCUUUUUUGUUUGCGUGUUUUCUAUUUGUUUGCGUGUAUUCUUCUUUAUUUGCAUGUUUUUCUUUUGUUUGCGUGUUUUCCUUUUUGUUUGCAUGGUUUCUUUUAUGUUUUCGUGUUUUCUUUUUUUUUAUUUGUCUUGUUUCUUUGCUGUUUGCUGCUUGUCCCUUACAGGCCAUCGUACAUACCAUGGUCCCCGGAGCUCCGCAAUAAGCCGAUAACCCAUGGAUUAUUCUCUGCUCAUCAAAGAUGGUUCAAAUUUAAUUUCCCAUAGAUUGCUGAAAUAGGCUGGUCAGAUGGAAACUAUUGAUAUUUUGGUAAAAUUUAUUUCCAUGCCUCUUUCAGAUGAAAAGAAAUGUGUGCUGGGGUGUGAUAAACAUGCCAAUUGUAUUGAGAGCAGAAUUGGAUACUCUUGCGCCUGCAAGGAAGGCUACAAAGGAGAAGAUGCCACUGUUGGUUCCUGCAGUCCUUUGCCAGGUAACGCUGUAGUAUAG